AUGCCUGCUCCUCCUCCACCGCCGCCGCCGCCACCUCCUCCUCCUCCAGGUUCGGGUUUCGGAGGCCCUCCUCCGCCGCCACCGCUUCCUGGAAACUCCCUCCCAGCAGCACCUCCAAAGUCGGUUGCGAAAGGCCGAGAUGCUUUGCUGUCAGACAUUACGAAGGGGGCGAGGCUGAAAAAGGCUGUUACCAACGACCGUUCAGCGCCCAUUAUAAGUUCAAAGGCUGGGGGCGGAGGUGGACCUAUAGCCGGCGCACCGCCAGUCCCAGGAGUGAGAGCACCGAGCGGUCUUGCGCCUCCAGUUCCCAGCGGGAGCCGAGCUCGAAGUAACAGUGAUACUGGGGGAGAUGCCACGGCCAGCCUUGGGGGUGCUCCCCAAUUGGGAGGGCUGUUCGCCGGAGGUAUGCCGAAACUGAAGAAGAGAAGAGGAGGAAUAGACACUGGUGCCAAUCUGGACGGCGCUCACUCGGACUCGGAAACGAGCCAUCCAUCCAUUCCUCAACCGCCGGCGGGGGCUGCUCCCCGUCCGCCUUCAAUGCCUGCUCCUCCGAUCCCAGGAAUCAGGCCUCCUCUUCCACAGUCAACAGAUUCCGCACCGGCUGUGCCGAGUCCGCUGGCUCAUCUCAAGAAAGCACCUCCGAAACCGCUGUCAAAACCAUCAUCUUUUGUGAACCUGGCAAUCGGAAAGCCUCCACCUCCUCCUCCAGCAUCACGGAAAGUGAGCACUUCUGGACCACCUCCCGCUCCACCGCCACCUCCUCCUUUAUCUUCGAGUCCAGCUCCUCCAGCACCGCCUCCACCGCUACCGCCUUCAAUCAGUCCAGCUCCUCCAGCUCCUCCUCCCCCUCCACCGCCAACAGCAAGCCCGGCUCCUCCGGCUCCUCCUCCACCACCACCGCCGCCGCCUACAGCAAGUCCAGCUCCUCCGGCGCCUCCCCCCCCUCCUCCGCCAACAGUGAGCCCUGCUCCUCCCGCACCGCCGCCACCACCACCACCUAUAGCAAGCCCUGCUCCUCCUGCACCACCGCCGCCUCCGCCUCCAAGCAGCACGGCCACUUCACUACCCCCUCCGCCGCAAUUGCCAAUCUUCACGGCUCCGGAACCAUCUCCAAGGUCGACCCCGCCGCCACCCCCUGGACCGCCGCCGCCGCCGAGCUCGCCUCCGACAACAAAUGGUGCUGGUUCCUCUUUUGCAAUGAAAGCUGCAGCUGCAGCCUUCGGCAGGCAGCCCUCUUACGGGGCGGUAGAAGCUCCACCAUCGCCUUCAUCCCCAGUUUCACCUCCCUCUUCUCGACGAAUAUCACAGCCCCCCUCGAGGUCGACGCUGGACGCAAGCUCCUAUACACUGACCAAUGGGAGUUCAAAUAGCUCUACAGGACGACUGGGGCCACUCAAGAUUGAGGACAACCGAUGGAAAUUCCAAGACGAAUCGCAACUCCCACCACCUCGGCAAUUUACAGGUGUACCAAAACGAUACCGAGCUGGAAGAGGGAGUAGUGUUCCGCUUGAUCUUGGGGCCUUGGAAUGA
Molecule: messenger RNA, 1530 nt
Organism: Capronia epimyces CBS 606.96
Lineage: Eukaryota; Fungi; Ascomycota; Eurotiomycetes; Chaetothyriales; Herpotrichiellaceae
Exons: 2
Coding region: 1-1530 (509 amino acids)
Molecular function (GO): actin binding
Source: RefSeq, a predicted model, not a curated record